AUGGCAUCUCAUGUUGAGUCUGUCAAGAUCGAUCUGCCGACCUUGCCAGCCAAGCAUGAUGAAUUCAUUCCCUACCUCCAGAGCCAACACAGUCGGCCGGUUCGCGAAGUGCUCGAGCCUUUCAAAGCUUAUGAUGCAGAACUAAGAAAGAUCUUUGCGCAACAACCUGACCAUCCUGCAGCCCAGCAACCCAACAUUCUUCCAUUGUUUGCCGGUCAUGAACAAGAGGUCAAGGUUCGAGCCCGUGACCUUGCUGCAGAAAGCGUGCAGGAGAAAGAAUUCUACAUCAUGCCUUUGAAAGAUGAGCAGCGUCGUGCAGAUGGGUCGCCUGCCAUCGUAUCGACUAUUGGUGAUUUCCGCAAGAAUUUCAACGUAUUUUCCGAGUCAGCUCUUGUCGAUUUGGAUUGGUCCAAUGUGGUCGUUGCAGGUUCUGCAGUCGUGACUCCAUUGCUUGCUGUGCCCGCACAGCACGCAGAGUCCAAGAGGACGCUUCGGGAAUACUAUCACGAGAAGCUCGCACCGGCGUCAGACGUCGACCUCUUCCUCUAUGGAUUGACCGAAGAGCAAGCCAAGGAGAAGAUCAUACAGAUCGAGCAGAAUAUUCGCGAUGCCAUUCUCACCGAGACCACCACCAUUCGUACUAAGAACGCCAUCACGAUCGCGAGCCAGUAUCCCACGCGCCACAUUCAGAUCGUGCUACGUAUCUAUAAUUCUGUGUCAGAAAUAUUAACGGGCUUCGACGUGGACUGCAGCUGUGCCGCGUAUGAUGGUAAGCAGGUCUAUGCGAGUCCUCGUGCGAUAGCAGCGUACAUUACACAGACGAACGUCAUUGAUCUCUCUCGUCGCUCGCCCUCAUACGAGAAUCGUUUAUCAAAAUAUGCGCAUCGUGGCUUCGAGAUCUAUUGGCCCCACCUGGACCGAACAAAAGUCGAUCCGACAAUCUUCGAGCGAUCUUUCGGCCGCACAGAAGGUCUGGCUCGCCUACUAGUGUUGGAGAAGCUCCCAAAGAGUGAUGACCGCGACGCCUACAUGGACCAGCGUCGUGCAGAGCGAGGGCGACCAAUAAUCCAACGUUGGUUAGUCAACCGACACAAGAUGCGCGGCAACAUUAAAGACCAAUGGCAGGAUGAAGUCGCCGAGUGGGUUGACCAAGAGGAGGUAUCGAACUAUCACACUUUCACCGUACCCUACGGUCCAAAAUUUCACGCCAAGAAGAUUGAAAAGCUUCUGUACACGAAGGAUAUUCUCCUCAACGCAGAAUGGAAUACUCCGAAAAACAGGGACGUGCAUCUGCAUCGCCAUCCAGCCUUUUUCGGUCGAGCGAUUGAUGUCUUCGGUGACUGUUGCGGGACUUGCCCCAAGCCGAGUACCGUUGAGGAGGACGAAGUCGCCGAAGAAGAGAACAAGAUCUAUAUCAACGGUGACAUCCGUUUCAUCAGAGAUGACCCUGGUCGACAGACCAUUGGAUCCUUCAACCCAUUAUCCGCGGAAGACUGGACUGACAUGGCAUACGUUGGAAACACCGCUCGUCUAUGCCAGGCUAUCGUCGAUGGCGAUGCAGAGUACGUGCGCACUUGGCUGGAACAGGAUGGGAAUGAGCCCAAUACUCGCGACUACACAGGACGAACACCACUGCAUCUCGCAGUGGCAGAGUCAACACCGGAAGUGGUUCAAAUCUUGAUCGAUCAUGGGGCAAGACUCAUCGCUCGCCUCGUCGAUGGCAGAACAGCUCUUCACCUGGCUGCUCUACGAGGCAAUGUGGAGAUGGUCAAGGCACUUCUGCAGAAGAGUGAGGCAAAUGAGGAGAUCAACGAGGAGAAAAUUUCCGCGCGCAGGGCUGCACAUGAUGAAGAUGAGGAAGAUGAUGAAGAAGACGCUGACAUCGAUAUGAUCGAGGAAGACGAAGCUGAUGAGGAUGACGAUAUGGAUGCAACUACGGAGCAUUCUAUGAUCAAAAUCAAACAAGUAACACCCGAUGCCGACGACAGAGCGCUUCAAAGCGACGAGGAUAACGACGAGCCGGACGUCUACGAUAUCAAUAUCCUAGCAUGGGACUCCGCUGCAUCGCCGCUACACCUUGCCAUUGUCAACGGCCAUGUUGAUGUGGUAAAGUGCUUGAUUCAGGAAUUCGGAGCUGAUGUCCUAUUGCCUAUCAAGCUCGUCGACGGUUACGACAAGUCGCCGAAGGCCGCCAUCUUGACCCUAGUCCUGGCGCUUCAGCUGCCAUUCGCGAAAGCUGAGGAAAUGACGAGAGCCUUGCUUCAGUCUGGAGCAACUACAGCACAGGCCGACCUGACUGGGAAUACUGUCCUCAGCUAUGCUGUAGUGGAACAGCCAGCUAUGAUUGAUGUUCUUCUGGACGCCGACAAGGCAGGAGUCGACCGGGCCGUCAAUGCAUUCGCAUCACCCUAUAACCGAUGGACCUUCAGCUUCCAAAAUGCUUUUCUUCACGCCAUCGAAGCCAAAGACAGCUUGACCGCGCUAAAGCUGCUGAGCUGUGGUGCAAAACCCUAUGUGGAUAUCGUUGAAUGUAUGAAGUACUACGAGUCAAAGGAAGACCUUGAUAGCUGGCAGCGAAACAAACCGAGGUCUGACUUUGAGCGACAAAUCGACCAGCCAAUCAUCUGCGCCGUUCAUGAAGAGCUUCCCUCGCUUGUUCGCAUAUUGCUGGAGUUUCACGGAAUCGAUGUCAACACCUUAUCAAGAGAAGGUUUCGCCGCGGUUACAGCCGGCCAGAACAAUCGCGACAGAGGCGAAAGUCUGCUCGACGUUGUUCGAGCAAAAAUUAAGGCACUCAAGGAAUGGAAGCAUGAACCCGAGAAGAUCGACGCUCCUUUUGCUCUUGGAAAUGACGAGCAAUAUCUGUCAGGUCACAAAGCGGGAUCGUACGCCCAUUGGUCGGUUCGCCAACAAAUUUCCGAUGGCAAGAAGGAAUACGAGCGAGCAAAGGAAACAUUCGAUGAGAGAAAUGCAAGCAUCAACGAUCAGACAGGCGUCAAAGAAAAGCAAGCUGUCAUCGCUUCGAUGCUGCAAGAAUUUGAAGACAUCGAAUCGCUGCUGAAGGCGAAAGGUGCUAAGACGUUUGCGGAAUUGCAUCCUGAUAUUCCCCUUGGUUCAAACGACAUCUGGAAUCCAGGAUAUCAACCCUGGAAGCCUGAAGCGCCGAAACCUUUCAAAGUCUGCUUCAAAUUUGGGAGCACUUCGAUUGAACAAGAGUGGACCGAAACAGCAGAGCGUUUUCUGCGACUCUUCGAGGCUUCCUGGGAUGGUGAUAUUCACCUCGUCAAGGAAUUGACCUUAUCAACCUGGAAGAACUCCGAUGGCGAAGAGCAGCCACCUCUGAAAAUCGCGACAGGAGAUCAAUCUAAUUUCACCCCAUUCUCCCUCGCCGUUCUGCGCGGGCAUCUCCAACUUGCGACAGUCAUCAUGGAAAUCGCACAGGCUCAGUAUGUUCCUGAAGAUGCGCCCGUCAAGAAACAUUACAGGCUCGAUGGCGGUGUGCGUGAAUACUGGUCUGAAGACAGUGACGGUUCUGAAGUUGGCGGCGAUGACGAAAUCCGGCUUUACAGUGAGCUCGUGGAUCAACAAUUUACCAUCGAGACCAUCGGUCAAGUCUCCACCCAGGUGAAGAGCAAAGUCAAGCCGUUGACUCUCCUGGAAAAGGCCUUCCCAGCUCAUAAAUUCAUCGAUAUUCCUCCUAGUCCCACUGCCCCAACACCGGAACCGUGUAAAGAAUCUGGCUCUAAUCCGUGGAGUCUCAUCCAAUAUGCUUUGCACAAGGAAGAUAUCACGUUGCUUCGCUAUUUGCUUCAACUGGGCGAGCAGUACCUCAGGACCGAGUCACAGAACGACGACGAUGGACCCAAGACAUUCUACACCAUAUCUGAUAAUGACUAUUCUAAUGCUAUCCUUGUUGACAAGCCUCAGAUCAUGGCCGAGAUCAUCACCCGUACGGGCGUUGGCCUCUCCUUUGAGCGCUUGGCGAAAGAUUCUGGUGUAAAGCCCAAGGAUAAACCAAAAACCUAUCUAGGCCUCUCUGUCUACGGCAAGAAACGCAAAGCCUGGGCAGAAGCUGGACGACGCAGUAUGCGACAAGAUAACAUCGAUGAUCCGACACCGCCGUUGCUUCACGCUUGUCAUGUUUCAGCACUCGCCAAUAUCGAGUGGUUCUCAAGUGAUGCCCCCAUCCGGUGUUACCAAGAGUUUGCAACGAAACACGAAGAAGACAAACGUAUCAAGCUGCUCGCUGAAGCUCCAGGUGGCUUUACUGCAACAGUGCAGAGGUUUCUCGACGCUCGGUCUCAUCUUGCGCUACACUGCUGCGUGCUGGGUUUGAAAGAAGGACCUCACUCAGCGCGGGUGCUUCGAUACUUGAUCAAGGUCAUGCCGGACAACAUUGACACAAAGUCGUCAAACGGGAGGACUGCAUUGAGCAUCGCCUUCCAGUUGAAGCAUUUCGAACUUGCCAAGAUCCUGAUCGAAGCUGGGGCAGACCAGACAUGUCGCGAUGUAGAAGGUCGGAAUCUCUUACAUCACGUUCUAGCACUGAACAUGAAGAAGGAAGAAUGGGAGAUUGUGCUCCCCAAAGUUUUCGAACUGCUCGACGCUCGUCUGCUGCCGACCCUCUUUGCCGAGCGCACCUCUGCUGGAUGCGGUACGCACUCCCCACUGUCGCUUUGGACCUGCAGGUUUGCAGAGGCCAAGGAGUUCAACUCUGCACGAUCCUGGGUUCUAGAAUAUCUUUUGAGAUUUUCCGAAGCCAGCACCACGCUCAACUUCGUGGACGGCGCUGGCCACACACCACUCCACAAUGCAGUACAGAAGUCGGAUUGGGACAUCGCACGGAUUAUCCUCGGCAACAACCCUGGUCUCCUGCUUCGCGAAGACUCCACCGGAAGGACGCCUUUGGAGAUCGUCGAAGACCAGGAGAUCGGCAAAAUCGUCGGCAACCCUGUCCCACUCGGCUCGGACUGGAACCGCCGCAAUCGCACCGCCAGGGCCCGCGGUCUACCAAGCGAUUGGGGAAGCGACCUUGUUGAACAAUCCCCAAAGAGCUUUGUUCCCGCCGAGGAAGGAGAUGAUCCCGAAUCGGGCGAGAGCGAUCGUCUGAAGACAUUGCGUCUAUUGCGAGAGACCUUUGCUGAGUUACAGCGUCAAGGACAGGCCAAGAGGAAACUUGUCACGCUCAACGAAGCAAACGAAGUUGCGAGGAGGUUGGCAGCCACUAAAGCUGGGUCCAAACCCGCACAGGAGGAGAACGAUCCAAAUGAAGACGAUGGUGACGAAGACAAGAAAAAGUCGCCCGUUCCGAAAGAUGAAGUCGAACUUUGGCUUUGUUGA
Molecule: messenger RNA, 5340 nt
Organism: Dissoconium aciculare CBS 342.82
Lineage: Eukaryota; Fungi; Ascomycota; Dothideomycetes; Mycosphaerellales; Dissoconiaceae
Product: ankyrin
Exons: 2
Coding region: 1-5340 (1779 amino acids)
Molecular function (GO): protein binding
Source: RefSeq, a predicted model, not a curated record